Columba livia (rock pigeon) is the source of this 6175-nucleotide messenger RNA. It is a transcript of the gene EDEM3, whose product is annotated as ER degradation enhancing alpha-mannosidase like protein 3. Gene Ontology annotation, molecular function: calcium ion binding; mannosyl-oligosaccharide 1,2-alpha-mannosidase activity. NCBI's taxonomy places the organism in Eukaryota, Metazoa, Chordata, Aves, Columbiformes, Columbidae. Gene Ontology annotation, cellular component: endoplasmic reticulum; membrane. The record is from RefSeq and is a predicted model, not a curated record. Bases 122 to 2968 code for a protein of 948 amino acids. The transcript has 21 exons. Gene Ontology annotation, biological process: endoplasmic reticulum mannose trimming; carbohydrate metabolic process; mannose trimming involved in glycoprotein ERAD pathway.
GCCCGGUCCCUUCCGGCUGCGCGUCGGCGCUGGGAGCCGCCGGAGCCGCCGGAGCCGCGGCCGCUGAGGGGCGGGAUGGGCCGGGGCCGGGCCUAGCGGCAGCGGGCGGGCGGCCGCGGCCAUGAGCGGAGCUGCGGGCUGCCAGGGCGGCGGCAGCGAGCGGGGGCCCCGCUGGAGGAGGCCGUGGAAGCUCCUGGCCCUGGGCCUGCUCUCCGCCUCCUCCGUGCUGGCGGCCGCGCCGGGCGCCGGGGCCAUGAGCAAGGAGGAGAAGCGCCAGUUGGGAAACCAAGUGCUAGAAAUGUUUGAUCAUGCGUAUAGCAAUUAUAUGGAACACGCGUAUCCGGCCGACGAGCUCAUGCCUUUGACUUGUCGCGGACGGGUGCGGGGUCAGGAACCAAGUCGAGGGGACGUGGAUGAUGCCUUGGGAAAGUUUUCCCUGACCUUGAUCGAUACCUUGGACACUCUUGUGGUGUUAAAUAAAACCAAAGAGUUUGAAGAGGCUGUAAAAAAAGUAAUAAAGGAUGUUAAUUUAGACAACGACAUAGUUGUGUCUGUCUUUGAAACCAACAUAAGGGUCCUUGGGGGUCUCCUAGGUGGGCAUUCAGUGGCGAUUAUGCUGAAAGAAAAAGGUGAAUAUAUGCAGUGGUACAACGGUGAACUUCUGCACAUGGCGAAGGAACUGGGCUACAAGCUUCUACCUGCUUUCAACACCACUAGUGGUCUCCCUUACCCAAGAGUUAACUUAAAGUUUGGUGUAAGGCAUCCGGAAGCACGGACUGGAACAGAAACCGAUACCUGCACAGCUUGUGCAGGUACCUUGAUCCUUGAGUUUGCAGCUUUAAGCCGAUUCACAGGAACAUCUAUAUUUGAGGAAUACGCCCGGAAAGCGCUCGAUUUUAUUUGGGAAAAGAGGCAGCGCAGCAGCAAUUUAGUGGGCGUUACUAUUAAUAUUCACACUGGAGACUGGGUCCGCAAAGAUAGCGGAGUUGGAGCGGGAAUAGAUUCAUAUUAUGAAUAUUUAUUAAAAGCCUAUGUCUUGCUGGGAGAUGACAGUUUCCUGGAGAGAUUUAACACGCACUACGAUGCCAUAAUGAGAUACAUUAGCCAACCACCUCUUCUCCUUGACGUUCAUAUUCAUAAACCCAUGCUAAAUGCAAGGACCUGGAUGGAUUCUUUGCUGGCUUUCUUCCCCGGGUUGCAGGUGUUGAAGGGCGACAUCAGACCUGCUAUUGAAACUCAUGAGAUGCUGUAUCAGGUUAUAAAAAAGCAUAACUUUCUUCCGGAGGCGUUCACAACAGACUUCAGAGUUCACUGGGCUCAGCAUCCUUUAAGGCCGGAGUUUGCCGAAAGCACUUACUUCUUGUAUAAGGCUACAGGGGACCCUUACUAUCUAGAAGUUGGAAAAACACUCAUAGAGAACUUGAACAAGUACGCGAGGGUACCUUGCGGCUUUGCUGCAAUGAAGGAUGUUCGUACGGGAAGUCAUGAAGACAGAAUGGACUCUUUCUUUCUGGCCGAGAUGUUUAAAUAUCUUUACCUGCUGUUUGCCGAUAAGGAAGACAUGAUUUUCGACAUUGAAGAUUAUAUCUUCACUACAGAAGCUCAUCUAUUACCACUGUGGCUUUCCACUGCAAACCAAACCAUCUCUAAAAAAAAUACAACGACAGAGUACACGGAGCUGGAUGACAGCAACUUUGACUGGACCUGUCCCAACACCCAGAUUCUUUUCCCAAAUGACCCCAUGUUCGCUCAGAGCAUUCGUGAACCCUUGAAAAACGUGGUGGAUAAGAGCUGCCCUCGGGGUGUUUCCAGAGUAGAAGAGAGUUUGGGAAGUGGACCAAAGCCACCAUUGAGAGCCAGAGAUUUCAUGGCCAGUAAUCCCGAACACUUGGAGAUACUGAAGAAGAUGGGAGUCAGUUUGAUUCAUCUGAAAGAUGGCAGAGUACAAUUAGUGCAGCACGCAGUGCAAGCAGCAAGUUCACUGGAUGCUGAAGAUGGCUUACGGUUCAUGCAGGAAAUGAUUGAGCUCUCCAGUCAGCAACAGAAGGAGCAACAGCUGCCUCCUCGUGCUGUUCAAAUCGUUUCCCACCCAUUCUUUGGCAGGGUGGUCUUGACUGCUGGACCAGCACAAUUUGGGAUGGACUUAUCCAAACACAAAACAGGGACAAGAGGAUUUGUUGCAACCAUUAAGCCAUAUAAUGGAUGCUCAGAGAUCACUAAUCCUGAGGCAGUGAAAGAGAAAAUUGCUCUGAUGCAACGAGGCCAGUGUAUGUUUGCUGAAAAGGCACGAAACAUUCAGAAAGCCGGAGCGAUAGGCGGCAUUGUUAUUGAUGACAACGAGGGAAGCAGCAGUGACACCGCUCCGCUCUUCCAAAUGGCCGGCGAUGGCAAGAACACAGAUGAUAUCACCAUUCCCAUGCUCUUCCUCUUCAACAAGGAAGGAAACAUUAUCCUGGAUGCCAUCCGGGAGUACGAGGCCGUGGAGGUGCUGCUUUCCGAUAAAGCAAAAGACAGAGCAACAAUCUUUAAAGGUAAAACGAUUCCAAACUACAUUAUUGAUAGCAACUUGGAAGUGGAGAAUAUGGACCAGAAAUCAGCUGAAAACGAUUCACAUAAGCAAAAUUCCGAAGAAGAUACUUCAGCAUCUCAGGAUGUAGGUGCGGUCAGCGAGGAGCCUGAAGAAGGAGAAAGCUCCGACGUUCCCGACCCCGAUUCUUUAUCUCCCGCUCACGCGGACAGUGACAGCGUUUCCGGUUCACAUCAGGAUUCGUCCGUCCCUGGAGCCGAUGGGGCCGGUGCUGCGGAGCCAGCGUGCGCGCCAGGGGACAGCCGGCCUCAGGAACACACCGGGACACAGCCAAGUUCCAAAGGUAGCUGGGAUAACAAAGCCCAGCCUAUGGAAUCCAUAUUAGCAGACUGGAAUGAAGAUAUAGAAGCAUUUGAAAUGAUGGAAAAGGAUGAGCUAUGACUUGUAAUAAUAACUUAUUUGUUAGUAACCAAAUGGAGAGCUCUUUGGGUAGAAGUGAGGCCCCGAUAUCUGAGAACUAGCAAACAUAUUCAGUGUUGUCAUGAGCAACCAGGUUUCACCUGGAGAUGACCAGAGAAAUCCAGCGCGCGCUCUUUUAUUGUUUUAAUUUUUCCUGUUUAAAAACGGGAACGUGCAAUCGAAUCGCUUGCCUGGCUCCGCUGCGGGCGCCGUAGCCCAGGACUCGUGCGUUCCAGGCCCGCGACGCGACGCUCCCGCCGUCUCUGGAAAGCACGAGUUGGCGCGGCGGGGUGAGCACACCGUGGUUUACCCACGGGAGCACUUGGGGGCGGCAGGUCGGCCGCUGGCCCGGUUGGAGCCGAAAUCCUUUCCGCCCCGCGAAAUCCUUCACUGAUAGCGGGUGAGACUGCGCUUCUAGCUGUCGUGUCUUUAAGACACAGCGAGAAGCAGUUUGGUUUCAUCCUGACGUAUCGUACUGAGGCCAAGUAGUGUUGCUCAUCGCUCCUUCCAUCUCUUAGCGCCAAGAACGACUCUGACACGUGAGUUUGCUCCGCUUUCAACCAGAGAAACUGUUCAAACCAAAGGCGACGUGGACCUUGUAAGCAGGUUCUGUUAGGGAAGCCGAGGCAGCAGAAGCAGAUAAAGGUUCGCGGUGUGUUGUGAAAGUUCUGCUCGAGGUUAAGGUAGAGCAGACAACGUCCAUGUUGAGUUCCGGGUGUUCCCUUCGGCCUCCCGGCUUGAAAAACUACCCCGAGAUACAGAAUUUAAACUGGCAAUAUUCUCUGAAAAGGACACUAAACAUCACCACAUCAGCUAUAACAACAAAUUCUUCCUUUUUCUACAAGUUCGACCUCUAACGGCUUGACUUUGUAAUCCUUUUUAUACGCAACUUCUACCCGCGUGAUCCGUAGGGCGAUGGGGCCAGUGCCGGCAGCGAAGCGCAACAAGUUUGGCCGUUGGGUCCGUAGUUGAGGGCGCGGCGGCGUGAGCCGCGAGGAUGACGCUCCGCUGGUGCUCGGGGUUUGUUACAGGUAAGUGCGAGUCCCGGUUUGUUAUCCCCACGCUGAAAAACGUGAUGGAAAUAAAAACGGGGAUGUUUAAACAUCUGAGAGACGUUUUGAGUGUGUCCAAAGAAACUGCCAAAAAAAAAAACGUAAUUAACUUGAUUUAUAUAAACUGCUUUUAGUGAAUUGUGGUUCAAAGAAUUGUUUUAUAUUAAAGAGUAAAUUAACACUGCCUAUAUGCUGCACCAGGCUGAAAAUGAAGGUUUAUAUCCAUCUUUACAAUGGAAUAAUUAACAAAAAAAAGCCCCAGUCUGAACUGCACCUUUCAUUUAGCUGGUGUAAUUACACGUGCUGAAUAUGCAACGGUUAAUUAGUACAGCCAUACUGUAUUUAUUGCUGUGUACUCCUGCACAACGUGGAGAAAUCCCAGGCGAACGUUGCGUACGUGUCUGCUUCACGACACUUGCCAGAGCCUCACAAUGCACAGGCACCUUUGGGGAGCGCGACAGAAUAGCGUCCAGAGACAGAACCGUGACUUCAGAUCACUCAAGCAGGAGGCAAUUUGGAGGAGGAAAUGGAGUGGUAGCGGAAUAGUGACUAAGUGUCCUUUCAAAUAAAUUAGCUUUUAAAGGUAGUUAUCAUUCUUUUGCACAAUUAAACUGGGUGGAGGUUUGGACUGGACGAGCGGGGCUUGAAGGUUUUUUCAGCUGAGGAUUUCUUUUAAUUUAUGGUAUUUUGUGUGUGUUACGUGAGUUUUCUCAUGUGAGGAGUUUGAUCAUGGGAGUGUUUGAAGUGUCCUUCAUCUCCGAACCAUCGGGUGCAGCUCCAGAGUGUUCACUCCGGUAAUUCCUUUGGUCUGUCAGUGCUUUAGUGCCAUGAAAAGAGCAUUUUUGUUCCCGUGUUCUUUGUCACGGGCCACAUCUUCAUGCUUCUUAGCUCUUCUGGUGGAAAUAGAAUUACUUUUAUAGCUAUCGAGGCCCUCUGGUCGUUAUAAGACCAUCAAUAUAGCAACUAAAGGUUUUCUUUUUUUACUUGCAGAAAAUGUAGAUGUAAAAUCUUAUUAAAACAUGAACUUUCUUUGCCACCACCAGCUCAUUUCUAUUUCAGCGCUUUUUCUGCCUCUCGUGCUGAAGCAGCAGAGGUCAGUUCUCCCUCGAAGGGAUUUUGAGUGAUCCCAGAUGGAUUUGGAGCAUCGUUUUGGUGGUGGCCCUACCUCACAUAACUCUUGCCUCCUUCCUUUUCGGUUUUAUUUGGAGUUUAUUCUCCUUUACCUAUGAAACCACCACGAGAGCCAUAGCCUUGUUUACAGACCCGAUGGGGGUAGGGCUGACCUUUGGGAAGGAGGAUUGAAUUGGGGUGGGGCGACACUUUUAUUCAGGUUAUUUUCACUUUGUAUUUCCUUCUGAGGAGGAAAACACGCUUUUCGUUUAACCCGUUCAUAUCAUUCUGGAGAGAACUCAGUUUUCUGUCACUGUUAAAAAGCAAAAAGAAUGUAUUCAUCAAAACAAGAAAAGCUUUUGGAGAGGGGAGUAAUGGUUCUUCCCACAUUGUUUGAAGUCUGCAUGCGGGAUAUCGCUGGUACAUCAGUAACCGCCCCGUUCUCUGUACGCUGUUGUACAUUUAUUUGUGUGGGAUUGAACCCGGAAGAAUUGGGGACCCGCAGCUGGAGCCAGCGCUUCUUCCAGGCCAUGUAAUUCACAGCAGCCAAUUAAUUUCUCAUUUGAUCCCGGAGGAAUCUUCUCAAUUGUUUACAUUUCAUGUUUCUUAAUGAAGUUUGGAAACGAGCCCGGCUUUGGUUCCGCUCCUGCCAGCGUACCUGGUGGUGCAGCAUGAGUGACAACCGAACACCUUAUGCAAAAGGCAUCAGUCAGGACGUAGAGAAAGAAACCCAUUCUGUGAAUGAAAUAUCGUAUGUUCAGAUUUUAUAAGAUUUUUGUUGUUUUUUUCUUUUUAGCCAGCCCAAUUUACAGCUAUUUUCUUAAGAAAGAUGUCUAAUACCAGGUGCUGUAACACUAUUGUUGGGUUUCGCUGUCUGGUGAGAAGUGUAUACAAUAUUUCUAAAGGGCAACUAUGUACUGUGAUGUAAAAGUCUGGGCUAAAAUGUAUAUAAUCUGUGUACAUAAUUGUGUACUUGAUUAUAACUGCUGAUUGUAAAGAUUUAAUAAAAUGUAAAUAUUCUGGUCAA